AUGGAUGAUCGCCCCAGCCAAUCCCCCGCGGCUCCUCCAUCGCCCAACCCCCGUAGCUGCAUCCUGUGCAACCGCCGGAAGGUCCGAUGCGACCGUCAGGUCCCUUGCGGCCGUUGUGUCAAGGGCGGCGAGAAAUGCGUGUUUCCGGGACCCAAGCGAGCUCCCCGCCAACUGAAACGCCCGCCCAUCUCCGAAGUGCUGGCUCAGCUGCGGCACCUGGAGGAUGAGGUCCAGAAACUUCGUACUCAUCCUCCGGCGGCGGAUUCCGGGUCAGCUGCCAGCUCCUCCCCACUGGGAUUCCCCGCCGAACGUGGUCCGGUGGGCCCCAGCAACCAGGAGGGCCGUCUGGUGAUCAAGGAGAACAAGAGUCGAUACAUUGGCGAUGAGGCCUCUGCCGUCUUGGGGGAUAAGAUUCGAGAACUGCAGGACAUCUGCGACGGAUCGUCUUCCGAUGAUGAGUCUGAUGUCCCGGAGCUGACAAGCCUGCAAUUCGUGGGCGCGCUGGGCGGCAACUGGCGAGAUCAUAGCUUGCGAGACAACUAUCUUCAGCCCGCCCGAAUCCAACUCUUAUGGCGUGUGUACCAAAACAAUGUCGCCCCGCUUAUCGCCGUUCUUCACACGCCGUCGGUCGAGGUCAUGGUUCGUCAGGAAGCCGACAACAUUAAUCCCGAUCCUGCCCGGGAGGCCUUGAUUCUCGCGGUGUGCUUUGCGGCCAUUGUUUCCCUGCCCCCGGACCAGUGUCCGGCGAUACUAGGUCUAGAUUACGACCGAGCCCUCCAGAGCUACCGACGCGGUGUCGACCAAGCUUUGGUUCGAGCCAACUUUAUCAAGUCUCAGAACAUCUGCGUGCUUCAAGCUGCCGUGGUCUUUUUGCUCAGUCUGCGUUACAGAAGCGACUCCAGACUGGUGUGGGCUGCGUCGGGAGUAGUUGUCCGAGUUGCUCAAGGGCAAGGGGUCCAUCGAGAUGGCCAGGCUCUAGGACUGAGCCCGUUUGACGCCGAAAUGCGACGCAGGCUGUGGUGGCACAUUUGCGUACUCGAUAUGAUUUCCUCGGAAGACCAAGGAACCGACACUCAAAUUCAUCCGGGGAUGUUUGACACGCGCCUUCCCUCCAAUAUUGACGUGCGGGACCUGUCGCCAUCCCUGACUGAGUUACCACCGGAGAGAAUCGGUGCGACGGAUAUUACACUGGCCAUUGUCCAGUGUGAGAUCAUCUCCAAACUCCACUGGUCCAAUCGAUCUUAUGAUGCGAAUGACCCGGCAUCUACGAGUGAUCGCGAAACAAUAGUAACCACAUUGGCAAAUGCUCUUGAGGAGCGAUAUUUGCAACAUUUGAACAUGGAUGUCCCGAUCGAAUGGGUCUAUGCAAUGAUUGUCCGACUGACUUUGUCGAAGAUCUGGCUGUCAGUCCAUUACAGAGAUCUGGCCGGUAUGGGACAGACGGGGUUGUCGCAAGAGGCCUGUGAUGACGCGUUCGAGGCUGCCAUUGAAACAGUCAAAUUUACCAUUCUGUUACACACGAACGAGACCACGUCACAAUGGGCAUGGCUGUGCAAGAGCUACAAGCAAUGGCAUCCGGUUGCAUUCAUCCUGGCCGAGUUGUGCACCCGCCCGAUCACGGUGCAGACAAAUCAUGCCUGGGAUAUGGUGACGGAAAUCCAUGGCCAGUGGGAGCAGGAUGAAUCGCAAACGAGCAUUAUGCUUCGAAAGCCGUUGAAGCGACUGAUGGAGCGGGCGGCUGUAGCCAGGGCUGCCAAGAUGGAGGUGUCUCCAUCACUUGGGACUCUGCAUACAGCUAUUGAUCCCGCUUUAGAAAGUUCGAUUCCCAUUGGACCGGAGACUGGAAUUAAAUCAGAUAUGUAUUCAAUCGAUGAGUUUGGUAUCUCAGGCAUGAACUGGAUCUGGGAGCCACUAAUGUGA
Messenger RNA from Aspergillus sclerotioniger CBS 115572, 1920 nucleotides. Its product is annotated as Zn(II)2Cys6 transcription factor. The transcript is spliced from 2 exons. NCBI's taxonomy places the organism in Eukaryota, Fungi, Ascomycota, Eurotiomycetes, Eurotiales, Aspergillaceae. Gene Ontology annotation, molecular function: DNA binding; DNA-binding transcription factor activity, RNA polymerase II-specific; zinc ion binding. Gene Ontology annotation, biological process: DNA-templated transcription; regulation of DNA-templated transcription. The record is from RefSeq and is a predicted model, not a curated record. Bases 1 to 1920 code for a protein of 639 amino acids.